Molecule: messenger RNA, 3029 nt
Organism: Cydia fagiglandana
Lineage: Eukaryota; Metazoa; Arthropoda; Insecta; Lepidoptera; Tortricidae
Gene: FucT6
Product: alpha-(1,6)-fucosyltransferase
Exons: 13
Coding region: 210-1943 (577 amino acids)
Biological process (GO): protein N-linked glycosylation
Molecular function (GO): alpha-(1->6)-fucosyltransferase activity
Source: RefSeq, a predicted model, not a curated record
UGAUAUGACAGCGCGAGCUGUAGUGUUUGUGUUUCGCGACUUAUAAAUCUCUAAAUUAUUCUUUUUAUCUUCUUUCUGAGUAACAGUCGGUAAACAUAACUUAAAUUAGUAGAUUUAUCAGUUCAAAAUAGGCAAAUAAGAUAAACUCUCAUGAGUAAUAAGUGAACGAGUGUGUGAGACGAGAAAUGCUGUGACCACGCUGCGCGGCGAUGAAACACUACUCCAAUGGCCACAUGACCUUGAACGACUAUCUGAUGAUGUACCUGGCACGAUGGAAGCGUGUGGCAGUGGUAUUACUGGUCAUAUGGAUCGUCGUCACAUACCUCUUUAUAGCCCCUCUCAGGUGCACAGGUAACACAGACGAAGUGUCGGAGUUCCAGCAGAGGCUGAAGAGGGUGUCCUCGCAGCUGGAGUCGCUGAAACAGCAGCACAAUAACCUUAUAGCGCAGAUCAAGAAGUCGCCGGGGUUACGCAGCAAUCUCAAAGACCUAGACCCUAGUCUGCUCCUAGACUCAGGUCAGGGCCCAACCGAAGAAUACGAGAAUCUCAGACGUCGAAUACACUCCAACACUAAAGAGCUGGGGUACUAUAUAAGCCAUGAGCUGAAUAAUGUUAUGAAAAGCAGUGAGAAUAGGGAAGAGAAGUUACUUGCUAUUAUGGAGCAGAUUAAUGAAAGACAGAGCUCCCUCCUAUCAGACCAGGAGAAGCUUCCUGAGCUGGACGGCUACCACGAAUGGCGGAAAACGGAGGCGGCUAACGUCAGUGACCUCAUACAGAGGAGGUUGUAUCACCUCCAGAACCCGCCAGAUUGCAAGGAUGCUAGGAAAGUCAUCUGUAAUCUAAAUAAGGGCUGCGGCUUCGGCUGUCAACUCCACCACAUAGUGUAUUGCCUAAUAUUCGCGUACGCCACGGAGCGGACGCUAAUUCUCAACUCCAAGGGGUGGCGAUACAACAACAGGGGCUGGGAGUCCGUGUUCCACCCCAUAUCUGACACGUGCACCAGCUCGUACGACGACCCCGUGGUGCAGUGGUCAGUGUCCCAUGACUCAAAAGUGGUAUCGCUGCCGUUCAUAGAUUCGAUAUCGCAGAAGCCUAAAUUUCUACCUCUAGCCGUGCCUAAGGAUCUCGCUCAUAGAAUAAUCCGUUUCAACGGCGACCCGUCAUCAUGGUGGAUCGGCCAAAUACUCAAAUACAUCUUAAAACCACGGCUCAGCAUGCAGAAAGCCGUCAACGAGACCAUCGCGAAGAUGAACUUCAAUACUCCCAUAGUCGGAGUGCACAUAAGAAGAACAGAUAAAGUUGGCACUGAAGCCGCCUUCCACCACAUACACGAGUACAUGUCGCACGUAAUAAGUUACUACGACCGGCUGGAGCUGACGCGACAUGUCGGCACCAGGCGGGUGUACCUCGCCACCGACGACGCCAACGUCCUAGAAGACGCCCGAAAAAAAUAUCCGUCGUACGAGUUCCUCGGCGAUCCGACCAUCGCCAAAACUGCCGCCACACACCGGCGCUACACCCCCGUGUCGCUCACAGGACUCUUGGUGGAUUUACACAUGCUGGCCAUGUGUGAUUAUCUCGUAUGCACCUUCAGUAGUCAGGUUGGCCGCGUGGCGUACGAGAUGAUGCAGGCCAACCGAGUGGACGCGUCCAACAGUUUCUUCUCAUUAGAUGACAUCUACUACUUCGGUGGCCAAAACGCGCACGAUCGUGCCGCCAUCAUGCCGCAUGAACCGAAUAACAACCAGGAGAUCGCUAUAGAGGUCGGCGAUCUAAUAGGCAUCGCCGGGAACCACUGGAACGGUUUCGGCCGGGGGACUAAUAAGAGAACAAAUUUGAACGGACUGAUCCCGUGGUACAAGACGGCGGAGCACCUCGUCCUGUACCCCUUCCCCGAGUACAAACAUGUACCCCUGUACGACACGAGGCAGGGGGACUUAUAGGCCCCGCCAUAUUUCAAUAGCCUAAUAGCCCAAACGGUUUAAAUGUCAACUUUUUUGAAGUGAAAACUUCUUUAGCGGCGCUGUGCACUUUUUGUGAUGGGGAAAAAAUGUUAAACUCGCGAGAGCGUAAGACGUAAGACGCUUCGUAAGACGGACGCGUGACCUGAUCGAAAAACUGUUACAAUGUCAUUGAGUUUUCACUUCUGCCGGCACUCCCGGAGUGCAAUCCGUUAUUUUUUUGUUAUAGGCCCCGUGCAUGAACUAUAAGGGGCAGCAUCUGAGCAGUCAGAUUUUUGGCGCGAGGCGUAAAUGUGUCGUUUAUGCUUCCGAUGUAGCCCACAAGAUGGCAGAACCUACUGCAUAAUAAACGUACCGACGAGAGCGGUAGAUGGUAGCACUUGCUUUGGCAAUGUGCACAUAUGUUUCCGAUUCAGGCCACAAGAUAGCAGACCCUGCAACGCGCACGGUCUCUAUAGCUACUUAGAAACACGGGCUCUUCCGAUCCUUAUGAGAGGAAAAUGUAUCUGAACUUUUUUUAAUUAUGUUACCAUUUAUCAUAGUUAGUAAGAUGGUAGCGUAAUGGACGAUAGGGUUAAUCCAUUAAUUACAUCACACAAAAUUUAGAUAUUUAGACCCCCUGUUGACUAAGUACCCCCUUUUUUAGAAUACGUUUACUUUUUAUAAUUUUUUAUAUUUUUGAAUUCUUCUGUUAUUUUUUUGUAAAUUUAUGUUCUUUAUUUAUCUAAAUUUAUGUUCUUUUUUAGAACCUAUUUUUGUACAUUUUUCUGUUGUUUCAUCAAAUAAACUGAUAUCAUUGAACCCCCUCCCCCCUUGUCACACUUUUUCAUAAAGAAAGGAAACAAGGAUAAGGAAAGAGAUAGAUAUGUAAUACGCACGGUCACACUUGGCAUGACCUUCCCCCCUCCCCCCUUUUUGCUGUGGACUAUGAACCCAUAUAAAAAAUGUAUGGAUGACUUAGAACAUUUUUCCUCCCAUAAAAAUCAAAAGAGCUCGUAACUUUGAGUAGAAAUUAUAAAAAGGUAUUAUUUUUGCGGAUGGAAUUUAAUAAAAAAAAUAUACAAUGCG